This is a messenger RNA of Anas platyrhynchos (mallard), 3214 nucleotides long. RefSeq names its product F-box and leucine rich repeat protein 16 (gene FBXL16). Gene Ontology annotation, cellular component: cytoplasm. NCBI's taxonomy places the organism in Eukaryota, Metazoa, Chordata, Aves, Anseriformes, Anatidae. Gene Ontology annotation, molecular function: protein binding. The record is from RefSeq and is a predicted model, not a curated record.
CCCUCCAGCCCCCCCGGGCCCUUCCCGUUCUCCCCCCCGGGGGCCGGCUCCUGCACCCUCACCUGUGCGCUCCCCUCCGGUGCUGCGGGGGCCGGGCUGCGGCGGUGCCGUUACCGCUGCCGGCGGCUCCGGGGCUUUUUACCGGGCCGGGAGGGUGCGGGUGCGGGUGCGGGCGUGCAGCCGCGCGUGUGCGUGUGCGCGGCGUGUGCGAGCCUCUCGCAGCCUCCAGCCCGGGCUGCCCGGCACCGAUCCGGCUCCGGCUCCUUUCUCCCCUCCCCGCUGCUCUUUUUUUUUUUUAUUUUUUUUAUUUUUUUUUUAUCGCCUUCAGGCCCGGCGGCCCCGCGGCCGAGCGGUGAGGCUGGGCAGGCAGCGAGCCCCCAUCUUCCUCCUCCUCCUCCUCCUCUUCCUCCUCCCCCACCUCCUCCUCCUCUUCCUCCUCCUCCUCCUCCUCCUCUCCUUCUCCCCCGCUUCUCCUCCCGAUGUCUCCCCGCACAUGAAAGGAGCGGCUGUCGGCGCACGGCAUGGCAUGAGCUAGGCGAGCUGGAGAGAGACCCGUGGAAGAUGUCGAACCCGAGAAACGGCGACACCAAGCCCCCAUGUUUGCCCCGCAAUGGACUGGUGAAGAUCCCCACGCAGCCCAACGGCCUCGGCUCCGCCAGCAUCACCAAAGGCACCCCCGCCGUGAAAAACCGCCUGUGCCAGCCUUCCUCCGUGCCUGCCAUCCUCAGCCCGGCCUUAGCCCCCCGCAGCGACCUGCCCAUCCCCAGCCUGGCCUCACCGCUCUCCCUGGCCGCUCUGGCCGGCGUCUCGUCCCCUCCCGGCGCCUCCCUGGUGGGACUGAACUCGAGCGAGGCCGCCCCGGGCGCGGAGCACCCCUCGCCGGAGCGGCUGCCCGGCUCGCCCUCGGAGAGGCAGCUGGCGGUGGACGAGAAGAUCCUCAACCGCCUCUUCUGGUACUUUUCGGCGUGCGAGAAGUGCGUGCUGGCACAGGUGUGCAAGGCGUGGCGGCGGGUGCUCUACCAGCCCAAGUUCUGGGUGGGCCUGACGCCCGUCCUGCACACCAAAGAGCUCUACAACGUCCUGCCCGGGGGCGAGAAGGAGUUCGUCAGCCUGCAGGGUUUCGCCGUGCGGGGCUUCGACGGCUUCUGCCUCGUGGGCGUCUCUGACCUGGACAUUUGUGAGUUCAUUGACAACUACCCCCUGUCCAAGAAGGGGGUCAAGUCCAUGAGCCUUAAGAGGUCGACCAUCACGGACGCGGGGCUGGAGGUGAUGCUGGAGCAGAUGCAGGGCGUGGUGCGGCUGGAGCUGUCGGGCUGCAACGACUUCACGGAGGCCGGGCUGUGGUCGAGCCUCAACGCCCGCAUCACGGCGCUGAGCGUCAGCGACUGCAUCAACGUGGCCGACGACGCCAUCGCCGCCAUCUCCCAGCUCCUGCCCAACCUCGCCGAGCUCAACCUGCAGGCCUACCACGUGACGGACACGGCGCUCGCCUACUUCACCGCCAAGCAGGGCUACACCACCCACACCCUGCGCCUCAACUCCUGCUGGGAGAUCACCAACCACGGCGUGGUCAACAUGGUGCACAGCCUGCCCAACCUGAGCGUCCUCAGCCUCUCGGGCUGCUCCAAGGUGACGGACGACGGCGUGGAGCUGGUGGCCGAGAACCUGCGCAAGCUGCGCAGCCUCGACCUGUCCUGGUGCCCUCGCAUCACCGACAUGGCCCUGGAGUACAUCGCCUGCGACCUGCACAAGCUGGAGGAGCUGGUGCUCGAUAGGUGUGUGCGGAUCACCGACACCGGGCUCAGCUACCUGUCCACCAUGUCGUCCCUGCGGAGCCUCUACCUGCGCUGGUGCUGCCAGGUGCAGGAUUUCGGCCUGAAGCACCUCCUGGGCAUGGGCAGCCUGCGCCUCCUGUCCCUCGCCGGCUGCCCCUUGCUGACCACCACGGGCCUGUCGGGGCUGGUGCAGCUGCAGGAGCUGGAGGAGCUGGAGCUCACCAACUGCCCCGGAGCCACCCCCGAGCUCUUCAAGUACUUCUCCCAGCACCUGCCCUGCUGCAUGGUCAUCGAGUAGCGCCCGCCCGCCCGCCGGGGACCGGCCCCCCCCCCCAGACCCAGCCGCGCCUGCCCGGCCGACGUCACCCGGCUGAUUUCUGCGGGAUUUGGGGAGGGGGGGGACACGCAAGAGACGCUGCCGAUUCGACCGACCCACGUGUAAAGACCCCCCCCCCUCUCCGCCCUCCUUUGACGCCCCCCCGGAUGCCAGCAUCCCCCCCCCCAACCCAACACCACCGCAGCUGCUGACGAGGGGCCCUGGGCCCGGCGAGAGGAGGAGGAGGAGGCUUCUUUUUGGCACCCAUGGGUGCUUGGACGGACGGGUGCCCGGGACCCCCGCACAGAGCCACAGGCACCCCCGGAUCCGAGAGACGAGCCAACCCCCCCCCGUGCUGUGCGCCCCCCCCUUUCCUGCCCCCGGCCCCCCCAGCCCUGCCCGUCCAUAGGAUGCUUCCCUCCGCCCUCGCAUGCUCUCGCUUGCUUCAGUCUCGUGGCACGGCGGGGGGGGCACAGUGACAAGUGGCACCCGCCACCCUGCCGCCCCCCGGCCCCCCCCCCCCAUACGGCUCUGCCAGCCAGGCCGUGACCCCGUUUGCCCCCCCUGCAAGUCCCCAGGACGCCGCCGCUGCACCCCAAUUUCCACCGGGGUCAGUGGGGUGAUGCCCCCCCCCCAGUUUUGGGGCCAUCACCCCGUUACUGCCUGGGGAGAGCCGGGGGGGGGCGAGGGGCCACCACCAUUGUGCGUGCACCCAUGGGACGUGGCACUCGGUGCCCAGCGCUGUGACCCGUCCGGCUGGGACGGGCACGUCCCGGGGGGGUCCCCGGGGGGGGGGGCUUGGGGACCGUCCCCUUGCCCUGCUGCGGCUCCCGGGUGGUGGGGGGACGGCGGUGACGCCACGCCAAGGCAGGGGACGUCACCUUCGGGACACGCCGCCGCUUCUUCCAGACCUAAAGCCAUCGCCCGGGUGCCACCAGCACCCCGGGGUGCCCCAGGUGCUGCGGGGGGGGCCGGGGGGGCGCAGGGCUGAGCCGGGCACCGGGCACGGGCACGGACACAGACACGGACACGGACGACACGGACACGGACACGGACACGGACACGGACACGCUUUCGGGUUGUUUUGCCUUUGUAAGGGCCGGGAAGGAACUGCUGCACCACC